This is a messenger RNA of Solanum pennellii, 1220 nucleotides long. RefSeq names its product F-box protein SKIP19-like. Bases 32 to 967 code for a protein of 311 amino acids. The record is from RefSeq and is a predicted model, not a curated record. Lineage: Eukaryota; Viridiplantae; Streptophyta; Magnoliopsida; Solanales; Solanaceae. Gene Ontology annotation, molecular function: protein binding. The transcript is spliced from 2 exons.
UCAAAAUAGAAAUCAGACUGUUCAUUCCAAAAUGGAGGCAGAAGAUAUGGAAAAUUCAAUUGCUCCGCCGUGGUUGGAAUUGCCGCCGGAGAUUACAUCGUCGAUCCUUCAAAAGGUUGGGCCGAUUGAGAUGUUGAAGAGCGCCGAUAAAGUCUGUUCAUAUUGGCGUCGGUUGUGCCAUGAACCAGCUAUGUGGCGAGUUGUGAAAAUGCAGAAUGCCGGUGCCGAUUUCUGGGACAGGGAGGAUGAUUUGGAGAAGAUUUGCGGUCGAGCUGUGGAAUGUAGCAACGGGGAAUUAGUUGAUCUCAGCCUUGAGUAUUUUGGCAGCGAUAAUUUGCUCAGCUAUAUCGCUGAAAGAUCACCUCAGCUCAAACGUCUGCGACUGGUAUGUUCCUAUAAUGUCUCAGCUGUGGGGUUCAGUGCAGCGGUGAAGAAGUUCCCAUUAUUGGAGGAGCUGCAUCUCUACUACGUCGGUAUCAGCAAGGAAGCCAUUGAAACUAUAGGGCGUUCCUGUCGGGGUUUGAAGUCUUUCAAGCUGAACAACCAAAUCUGCAGACACCCCUACAUUGAAUACGAUGACGAGGCAAUUGCUAUUGCGCAGAACAUGCCGGAACUGCGCCACCUUCAACUCCUUGGGAAUAAGAUGACGAAUGAAGGAUUGGAAGCAAUUCUCAAUGGGUGCCCUCGACUUGAAUCGCUAGAUCUGCGGCGAUGUCUCAAUGUCCAGCUGGAAGGGGAACUAGGGAAGCGAUGUUCUUGUCAGAUUAAGUCUCUAAGACACCCUGAGGACCCAACAGAAGAUUAUGGGCUGGAUACAGAAAUGCACGACUUCGAGUCGUUUGAUGAGGACUACCCAUCUGGAUUUUCUGACAUUGACCUCAUAUCAGACGACGAUGAUGAUUAUGAGUUUUCUUAUGGCAGCAACUAUUCUGAUGAUGAUGAUGAUGAUGAGAUGUUCGAUUAUUGAUGUCCCCUCUAUUCUGUUGAUGUCAUUAGUCUCUCAGUUUUAAUGUCAUUUGUACUCUUUAUGUUGUUGUUAUGGAUCCUUUAGUUUUCUAAAUGUUUUAGCCCUAAGAAUAUAAAGAUAUCUGUUUCAGCAUUUGCUAAGUAACUGUAGCGGAUUAAGUGCCUAGCACAUGUGUAGAUUUGUGGUUGAUAAACUAAACAUCCUUUGUGUCAUUGUGCAACUUCUCAGUUUUAUGAAGGACACAUUCGAAUCC